AUGGGUAAGGAGGACAAGACUCACCUUAACGUCGUCGUCAUCGGCCACGUCGACUCUGGCAAGUCGACCACUACCGGUCACUUGAUCUACCAGUGCGGUGGUAUCGACAAGCGAACCAUCGAGAAGUUCGAGAAGGAAGCCGCUGAGCUCGGUAAGGGUUCCUUCAAGUACGCCUGGGUUCUUGACAAGCUCAAGGCCGAGCGUGAGCGUGGUAUCACCAUCGAUAUUGCUCUCUGGAAGUUCGAGACUCCUCGCUACUAUGUCACCGUCAUUGACGCUCCCGGUCACCGUGAUUUCAUCAAGAACAUGAUCACUGGUACUUCCCAGGCCGAUUGCGCCAUUCUCAUCAUUGCCGCCGGUACUGGUGAGUUCGAGGCUGGUAUCUCCAAGGAUGGCCAGACCCGUGAGCACGCUCUUCUUGCCUACACCCUUGGUGUCAAGAACCUCAUCGUCGCCAUCAACAAGAUGGACACCACCAAGUGGUCUGAGGCCCGUUACCAGGAGAUCAUCAAGGAGACCUCCUCUUUCAUCAAGAAGGUCGGCUACAACCCCAAGGCUGUCGCUUUCGUCCCCAUCUCCGGUUUCAACGGUGACAACAUGCUUACCCCCUCCACCAACUGCCCCUGGUACAAGGGUUGGGAGCGUGAGAUCAAGUCCGGCAAGCUCACUGGCAAGACCCUCCUCGAGGCCAUUGACUCCAUCGAGCCCCCCAAGCGUCCCGUUGACAAGCCCCUCCGUCUUCCCCUCCAGGAUGUCUACAAGAUCGGUGGUAUUGGAACGGUUCCCGUCGGCCGUAUCGAGACUGGUGUCAUCAAGCCCGGUAUGGUCGUUACCUUCGCUCCUUCCAACGUCACCACUGAAGUCAAGUCCGUCGAGAUGCACCACGAGCAGCUCGCUGAGGGCCAGCCCGGUGACAACGUUGGUUUCAACGUGAAGAACGUCUCCGUCAAGGACAUCCGACGUGGUAACGUCGCUGGUGACUCCAAGAACGACCCCCCCCAGGGUGCCGCUUCUUUCACCGCCCAGGUCAUCGUCCUCAACCACCCCGGUCAGGUCGGUGCUGGUUACGCUCCCGUCCUCGAUUGCCACACUGCCCACAUUGCCUGCAAGUUCGCCGAGAUCCAGGAGAAGAUCGACCGCCGAACCGGUAAGGCUACUGAGGCCGCUCCCAAGUUCAUCAAGUCUGGUGACUCCGCCAUCGUCAAGAUGGUUCCCUCCAAGCCCAUGUGUGUUGAGGCUUUCACUGACUACCCUCCUCUGGGUCGUUUCGCCGUCCGUGACAUGCGACAGACCGUCGCCGUCGGUGUCAUCAAGGCCGUCGAGAAGUCCACUGGUGCUGCCGGCAAGGUCACCAAGUCCGCUGCCAAGGCCGCCAAGAAAUAA
Messenger RNA from Fusarium tjaetaba, 1383 nucleotides. Its product is annotated as translation elongation factor 1-alpha. Gene Ontology annotation, molecular function: GTP binding; GTPase activity; translation elongation factor activity. Lineage: Eukaryota; Fungi; Ascomycota; Sordariomycetes; Hypocreales; Nectriaceae. The transcript is spliced from 4 exons. Bases 1 to 1383 code for a protein of 460 amino acids. Gene Ontology annotation, biological process: translational elongation; translation. The record is from RefSeq and is a predicted model, not a curated record.